UGCAAUGCAUUCUGACGUUUCUCUCGCUCACACAGCUGUUGAGGUUGAGGAGCGAAGCUUGCGCAGCUCUGCAUGAAAUUACUGAUAAUUCAAAGGCGCGCGCCGAGAACACCAUGCAUCCCGAUUUGGAACGGCCUGGAGAGGGGGUGUCCAUACCUUUCAUGUGCUGUCGGAGAAAACACUUUGCGUAAUUUACCCAGGAAUGCACCUUGAAGAAGGCAGCCAUUCUGGAGCCGAGCGCUUUAUUUUGAAACAGUGGGUCUUUUCCAGUCAGUUUCUGCUUCAACGAUCUGUUUUCAAUAAGGAUGUACAGAAAAUCUAAUCAACCAUAAAAGGCUGGAGAUAUCAAAGUGGAAAUGUUACUGUAGGAAAUAAAGUGGGGACUGUGACUGUGCGCAUUCUGGUUUCUCCCAACGAAAGCAAAUAGUCUAUAUGGUUACGCGCACGUUGUGCUUUGUGAGAACAAGACAUCAACCAACCGAAGAUGGUCCGGUUUGUUCUUUGUGCUUUAAUAUUAGCUUUGGCUGACUUGAAUUAAAGAAUAACUGUAGGCCUAUAUAACAUCCGUGGAAUUGACCGUUUAUUCCCCACCGUUCAAAUGCUGGAAUGGCUAGUGGUUUUGUGUAUUGUGAUUCUGGUGGCCGUUAUUUGGCCAGCUUCGAAAUAUUUUGGUACCCAGGGCGAGCCAGACGCACUCCUCCAGAGGCUCGGAAUUUCACGGCGGCAAACGAAGGAGAGGGUCUCGGAGAGGUGCGUCUCAGACCGGGAGGUCCCGGGGGACGGUGCUAAUGCCCAGACACCGGACUUGGAAGGUGAGAAUAAAGUCCCCGCUGUUGCGCUGAUAUGCAAACCCUCGGCGCUGGCCAACUAUCUCCUCAAACACUGCAGGACUUUUAGCAAUUUCACGGCGUGCACCGGAUGGACAUGGCGGGCGAGUGCGUUUCUUCAGACAGUCUACGGCGCCUGCUGGCCGUACAAGAGCCGGGUGCAUUUCGUGCGAGACUACUUGCAGUUGAGUGACGAUGGUCUCGUGGCACUGGACUGGGCAGUUUCGGUGGCCGGUGCGUCGUACCAGAAACGGAGGAGAACCUCGAGUAAUUCCACGAGCCCAAUCCUCCUCAUCAUACCCAACUCUUUCGGGAAAAUCACUAGAAAUGUGCUGAAGCUCUGUGAGGUGGCGUUGUCCCAUGGCUACCUACCUGUGGUGUUUAACCGGCGCAGCCACAACGCCACCCCCCUCAGCACCGUCAAGCUGCAGCAGUUUGGCGACCCAGGUGACCUACGCGAGGCCGUGCGCUACGUGCGCUACAGGCAGCCUGUGAGCCGGCUGUACGCGGUGAGCGAGAGCACCGGGUCCGGUCUCCUCCUCGCCUACCUGGGAGAGUGUGGUUCAUCCAGCUACGUGACGGCCGCCGCCUGCCUCUCGCCAGUGUUCCGCUGCCAGAGCUGGUUUGAGAAAGGACCCAUCUGGCCCCUACACUGGGCUCUGGUGACUUACCAGAGGAUAUGCCUCAGCAGGUACAGGACAGUGCUGGGUGAGACAGUGCACACCGACACCCUUUUCUCCAGCUGUUCCCUGCGUGGCCUGGAGGAGGUGCUGUUCUGCCAGCAGCCAGGCCCUAAAGGAGCCCUGGCCCUAGCAGCGGGCAGCAGUGGGGGAGCCUGGGAGGCCUACUGGGAACGCAAUGAACCCCUCCGGGACGUAGAUGAAGUCGCCAUCCCCGUUCUGAGUGUCUGUGCUCAGGAUGACCCUAUCAGAGGAGACCCCCAGUCUACCCUACCCAUGGAACUCUUCGAGAGCAACCCCCACUUCUUCCUGCUGCUGACCACCACGGGGGGACACUGUGGCUUUAACACCCAGGAAGGGAGUGCUUUCUCUGGGGGAGUGACCGGUGGAGGGACCCCUGGGACUAGCUGGAGCCACCAGGCCCUGCUGGAGUUCUUCAGGGCCACCACAGACUUCAUUGCGGCAGAGGAGAGGGCUAAGCAGGCUGCCAGACGGAGGGGCCUGGGGGGUAGCAGCCAGGGCAAAGUCUUCAGACAUCGUAGUGUCAGUACCUGUAAGAGGCUGCCCGUAUGCUCACAUAAUAUACACGCUAUCUACAACUGGCAGAGGUCUUAUACACGAUGAGCUGGGGUGAGGAUAUUGGAUAUUAUGGAUGAUAAGGGAUUGAUAUUAUGGAUCAGAAGGGAUUGAUAUUAUGGAUGAUAAAGGGAUUGAUAUUAUGGAUGAUAAGGGAUUGAUAUUAUGGAUGAUAAGGGAUUGAUAUUAUGGAUGAUAAAGGAUUGAUAUUAUGGAUGAUAAGGGAUUGAUAUUAUGGAUGAUAAGGGAUUGAUAUUAUGGAUGAUAAGGGAUUGAUAUUAUGGAUGAUAAGGGAUUGAUAUUAUGGAUGAUAAGGGAUUGAUAUUAUGGAUGAUAAGGGAUUGAUAUUAUGGAUGAUAAGGGAUUGAUAUUAUGGAUGAUAAGGGAUUGAUAUUAUGGAUGAUAAGGGAUUGAUAUUAUGGAUGAUAAGGGAUUGAUAUUAUGGAUGAUAAAGGAUUGAUAUUAUGGAUGAUAAGGGAUUGAUAUUAUGGAUGAUAAGGGAUUGAUAUUAUGGAUGAUAAGGGAUUGAUAUUAUGGAUGAUAAGGGAUUGAUAUUAUGGAUGAUAAGGGAUUGAUAUUAUGGAUGAUAAAGGAUUGAUAUUAUGGAUGAUAAGGGAUUGAUAUUAUGGAUCAGAAGGGAUUGAUAUUAUGGAUCAGAAGGGAUUGAUAUUAUGGAUCAGAAGGGAUUGAUAUUAUGGAUCAGAAGGGAUUGAUAUUAUGGAUCAGAAGGGAUUGAUAUUAUGGAAGAUAAGGGAUUGAUAUUAUGGAUGAUAAGGGAUUGUAUCUGCAGAACAAGAGAGCUUUGCAUUUAAGGGCUGAAAAUUAAUCUGUGUGCCCCAGCCACCUGGGUAAUUGAUGGAACAGGAUUUCAUCGACACACACACACUCUCAGAAAUUGAGGAUGAACACUUCAAAACACACUAGGGGUAACCAGAAAAGCCUGUGUGUGUGUUUGUGUGCGUUUGUUCCCGCCCGAUGACUGUCCAAAAAUGCCCAUCUGGACACUGGACUGCCAGUAUUUCUCUGACGAGCCAGAUUCAAGAGGAAAAUUUGUGUAAUGAUAUUGUGAUAUUUUGCUGAACUGGGUGGAACCUGUUGGGUCUGUGGGUUUUCCCACAUGUUGUAAUUCAAACUCUGACUGAGGUUUGUUGAAUGUAGCUGGAAUUUACGACUUUGAAUUGGCACGGUUAGUGACAUGAUGAUUUUCCUGUAGAUUUCUCAACAAUGUUAAACCUCUGUUAAAUGAUGUGAAUGAUUGGUAAGGAACAAUGUAAUAAAACAAAACUAUGAGGGAA
This is a messenger RNA of Oncorhynchus nerka (sockeye salmon), 3378 nucleotides long. It is a transcript of the gene abhd15a, whose product is annotated as abhydrolase domain containing 15a. Gene Ontology annotation, molecular function: short-chain carboxylesterase activity; monoacylglycerol lipase activity. Lineage: Eukaryota; Metazoa; Chordata; Actinopteri; Salmoniformes; Salmonidae. The transcript is spliced from 3 exons. The record is from RefSeq and is a predicted model, not a curated record. The coding region runs from base 599 to 2131 and encodes 510 amino acids.